This is a messenger RNA of Nyctereutes procyonoides (raccoon dog), 1233 nucleotides long. Its product is annotated as sesquipedalian-1-like. The record is from RefSeq and is a predicted model, not a curated record. The transcript is spliced from 2 exons. Gene Ontology annotation, cellular component: trans-Golgi network; recycling endosome; early endosome. Bases 592 to 1200 code for a protein of 202 amino acids. NCBI's taxonomy places the organism in Eukaryota, Metazoa, Chordata, Mammalia, Carnivora, Canidae. Gene Ontology annotation, biological process: retrograde transport, endosome to Golgi; receptor recycling; endosome organization.
UGGCGAGAACAGGGGACGUUCGAACGCCUAGGCCCGGAUCAGACGAGAGAGAUGGCCGGAUGCGGUUUCGAUUCCCUCCGACAGCAGUCAGAGGCUCUGGGGAGAAAGCAGAGCGCACUCUACUUAAAGGGGCGCCCAGGACCAUGAUGGAGGAGCAAAGUGGGACAAUGGCCCGUUUCCCUUUCCAGAGUUGAAUCACUUUCCCCAGGGUUGCCCAAGGGCUUUGCGCCCCUCACCAGAAUCUUCUUGGAAACCCUUCCUUUCCACUCAGUGUCCAGUCCACUCCUACCCCGAGGUGCGGCCCUGCUCUUUUCCCCGAGGCAAGACCCGGUUCUGACGGCCAGCCUGGAGGCCCGGGGUGGUUCCGGGGCACUUGCCGAACACAGGUCUCUUUAGGACCCGGGGGAAGUCAUUUACCCGACACCUAUCCCCUGGGGAGUUCCUGGUUUGAGAGGUGGGAAGAGCCGUCUACGGAAAGGUGACGGUGGUACCUGUGUCCAGUACCCAGGCCCGAAGUUUCUCGUGCCCUGAUUUCAGGCUAGGACCAGCUCUUUCUCCUGCCCCCAAGGUCUACUCCCAGAUUGGACUACCAUGAAACUGCACCAGAAGUCCGUACUCAAUUUCUUCCGUGGAUACAGAAAAGCUCCAGACCGAGAGGGCAUCUUGCUGAAGAAGGGAGCCCGAAAUACCAGCUAUCAACGCCGCUGGUUCAUCCUCGGGGGAAACCUCCUCUUCUACCUGGAGAACCAGGCGGACCACACACCCCUGGGCCUCAUUCUCUUGGAAAACUGCCGGGGGGAGCCACGCCUUGGGGCCACAGAACCCUAUGCCUUUACCAUCCUGACCCCUAGGGUUGAGGGAACAGGUGGGCGUACCUACAAAUUGGCAGCAGAAAACCAGGAAGAGCUGGGAGCCUGGCUGUGGGCACUAGCUGGGGCGAGCUGGAGGCGGCUGGUGGCGCUACUACCCCCUCUGGAGGCCCAGUACCGGGAGCUGUGCCAGGCAGCUGGCCAAGAGCCCAGCUCACCCCCAGAGGACUGUGGCUUUCUUGCCACCCUCGGUACCCCCUCCAGCUUCCAGGAAUUGCAUGAGCACUUUGGGAAGGAGAUCCGGGUGCUGCAGGUGGUAUGUAGAGGGCCCCAGGCUAACAAUGGGGGCAGCAGAUCCCAGGCAAAGGAGGAACAGGAGCUCAGCAGCUGAUGAGUGACUGAAAGGUGGACCAAAGGCCAAGAG